Molecule: messenger RNA, 1458 nt
Organism: Orbilia oligospora ATCC 24927
Lineage: Eukaryota; Fungi; Ascomycota; Orbiliomycetes; Orbiliales; Orbiliaceae
Exons: 2
Coding region: 1-1458 (485 amino acids)
Biological process (GO): CDP-diacylglycerol biosynthetic process; cardiolipin biosynthetic process
Cellular component (GO): mitochondrion
Molecular function (GO): phosphatidate cytidylyltransferase activity
Source: RefSeq, a predicted model, not a curated record
AUGACAUUGGGGACAUCGGCCGCCCGGCCCGCAGCUCGACUACUCGCGGCUUCGGUACUCCGAUACGGUCUCCUCGUCCCAGCUCCUGGUUGCCUCGCAUUCAACAAGUCCAAUUCUUCUUCUUCUUCCUCGUAUCCCGAAAAAUACCAUCACCCGCAAAUACACCGUCGUAACCUUGUCUCGACUCCGACCUACCACCAAGAAAAGCCAUCGUCGUCAUCAGAAUCAUUAUCAUCAUCGGUAACGCCUACCUCUUCCGACACUGCCAAUAACUCUUUAUUCACAUAUGAGACCCAAGAACCCGUCUACGACUCUUCCAAAUAUGACUACCGUACCCUUCCUCAAUCCUUCGGCGCAAAUCAAUACAUGUCCAUCAACGAUGACCUCCGUCGGUCCCUCCGUCAUCUUCUAUGGGAAUUCAAAGCUCCCAUACGAUAUGCGUUCGCAUACGGAUCCGGUGUAUUCUCACAAGGGACAUCAUCGAAAGACAAACCCAUGGUCGAUUUAAUCUUCGGGGUUACGUAUACUCAGCAUUGGCACAGCUUGAAUUUGACGGAGCAUAGAGAUCAUUAUAGUUUUUUAGGGAAGAUGGGUAGUGGGGUAGUGGCAAAGGUCCAGGAUGGGUUCGGAGCUGGGGUUUAUUUUAACACUUAUGUUGAGGUCAAUGGGAUGAUGAUCAAAUACGGCGUCGUGAAUCUGGAUACUUUUUGUAGGGAUUUGGCAGACUGGGAGACGCUGUACCUCGCGGGGCGAAUGCACAAGCCGGUCAAAAUCCUGCGCGACGAUGCCCGCGUACGUCUGGCUAACCAGGCCAAUCUUCUCUCUGCCUUGCGAGUCGCUCUUCUCCUCCUCCCCGAAGAAUUUACAGAGCAACAACUCUAUCAUACAAUCGCUGGGAUCUCGUAUCUCGGCGACCCACGGAUGAACUUAUUCACCGAAAACCCCCACAAAGUCGCAAAUAUAGUAUCCAAUCAACUACCGAAUUUCAGGUCACUAUAUGCACCGCUGGUGGAUACCCUGCCAAAUCUAGUGUUCAAAAAUGAUCCUCACGCGAACGCGCCAAAGGAUACGGUAUUGUUACAGGAUAUGGAUGUUGUGAGAAGAGGGAAUAUGGUGAGGAGGUUACCCAAGACAUUUAGGAAGAGGUUAUAUUUCCAGUAUCAACGGAAAUGGCAGAUCCCGCAAUUGGAGUUUGAGAAACUGGUGGGGACGUCGGAAGAGCAGGAGAUGAUGGAAGGUAGACAAGGCGGGGAGUUCGAACAAAGGAUAGCAGCUGAUAUGGAGAAUAUAAGAAAGGAGGUCAAGAACGUUAUCAAGGGAACGAUAAAUUGGCCAAGUACGAGUCAGAGUUUUAAGGGAUUUUUUACAACGGGUUUUGUGAAGACAUGGAGAUAUCUGGGAGAGAAGAUUAAGAAAUGGAAGACAGCGAAGAAGAGCCCUGAGGCAGGGAAGCCGUAG